GUAAUCUUUCUCCAAUCAACAAUGAGCGUUUCCAAGAAGCUUUUCUCUACCGCCGUGCGAGGAAAGUCGUGGUGGUCGCAUGUUGAGAUGGGACCACCAGAUGCGAUUCUUGGAGUCACCGAGGCCUUCAAAGCCGAUUCAAACCCAAAGAAGAUCAACCUUGGAGUCGGAGCUUACCGUGACGAUCAAGGAAAGCCAUUUGUUCUCCCAUCGGUCAAGGAAGCUGAACGUCAAGUGAUCGCUGCCAAUCUUGAUAAGGAGUACGCCGGAAUUGUUGGACUUCCCGAGUUCACCAAGCUCUCUGCUCAACUCGCUCUUGGAGAGAACUCUGAUGUGAUCAAGAACAAGAGAAUCUUCACCACUCAGAGCAUUUCUGGAACUGGAGCCCUUAGAAUCGGAUCUGAGUUCCUUUCUAAGUACGCCAAGACCAAGGUUAUCUACCAGCCAACACCAACUUGGGGAAACCAUGUUCCAAUCUUCAAAUUUGCCGGAGUCGAUGUCAAGCAAUACCGCUAUUAUGACAAGUCCACCUGUGGUUUUGAUGAAACUGGAGCACUCGCUGACAUUGCUCAAAUCCCGGAAGGAUCCACAAUCUUGCUUCACGCUUGUGCUCACAACCCAACUGGAGUUGAUCCAUCCCGUGACCAGUGGAAGAAGAUCUCCGACAUUGUGAAGAAACGCAACUUGUUUGUCUUCUUCGAUAUGGCUUACCAAGGUUUCGCUUCCGGAGAUGUUGACAAUGACGCGUUCGCUGUUCGUUACUUUGUCGAGCAAGGACACAACAUUGUUCUCUCUCAAUCCUUUGCCAAGAACAUGGGACUUUAUGGUGAACGAGUCGGUGCUUUCUCCGUUGUUACCUCGGACGCUGAUGAGGCUGCUCGUGUUGCUUCUCAAGUCAAGAUCCUUAUUCGCCCACUCUACUCCAACCCACCAGUCCAUGGAGCUCGCAUUGCUUCCCGCAUCCUCGCGGAUCCAGCUCUCAACAAGCAAUGGCUCGGAGAUGUCAAGCUCAUGGCUGAUCGUAUCAUCACCAUGAGAACUACGCUCAAGGAUUUGCUCGCCAAGGAGGGAUCUACUCGUAAUUGGGAGCACAUUACCAACCAAAUUGGAAUGUUCUGCUUUACUGGAAUCAACCCACAACAAGUUGAGAAGCUUAUCAAGGAACACUCUGUCUACCUCACCAAGGACGGACGUAUCUCGGUGGCGGGAAUUUCAUCGAACAAUGUCGCUUACCUUGCCCACGCUCUCCACCAAGUCACCAAGUAAAUCAGUGACAAAUGCACUCUUCCCAUUUUAACUUAUUCUAUCUGUCAUAAUAGAAUAAUUUUCUCGUUUUCGGUUUUCUUAUUCUCCGGUUGUAGAAUGGCAGUAUGCUUUAUCUCAUUUUUAUUUGUAGCCUGUUUUUUUUCUGAGAAUGGGAACUUUUAAUAAAUUGGGUUUCGACCUUAAUCUUUACUGG
Messenger RNA from Caenorhabditis elegans, 1459 nucleotides. It is a transcript of the gene got-2.2, whose product is annotated as Aspartate aminotransferase. Gene Ontology annotation, molecular function: transaminase activity; pyridoxal phosphate binding; L-aspartate:2-oxoglutarate transaminase activity. The coding region runs from base 22 to 1266 and encodes 414 amino acids. The record is from RefSeq and is marked reviewed. NCBI's taxonomy places the organism in Eukaryota, Metazoa, Nematoda, Chromadorea, Rhabditida, Rhabditidae. The transcript is spliced from 3 exons. Gene Ontology annotation, biological process: amino acid metabolic process.